This is a messenger RNA of Camponotus floridanus (Florida carpenter ant), 1889 nucleotides long. RefSeq names its product cytoplasmic dynein 1 light intermediate chain 1 (gene Dlic). Gene Ontology annotation, cellular component: centrosome; cytoplasmic dynein complex. The transcript is spliced from 10 exons. The record is from RefSeq and is a predicted model, not a curated record. Gene Ontology annotation, biological process: microtubule-based movement; microtubule cytoskeleton organization. Lineage: Eukaryota; Metazoa; Arthropoda; Insecta; Hymenoptera; Formicidae. The coding region runs from base 16 to 1551 and encodes 511 amino acids. Gene Ontology annotation, molecular function: dynein heavy chain binding.
UUAAUCGAAGUCGAAAUGCAAUAUAAUCGACUUUGCAAUCGCACCACACCCGCUGCUCGCGCCCUCGCAAUCGAUAUCCUUAUUCCUGUCAAAUGGAUGAUAAUGGCAGCGACGAUGGUUGACACAAUGUUGCAGAGCAAUGGCUUUCAGACGAAAAAGAAAGAGGACAUCGAGAAUAAGGAUAAUUUGUGGUCAUCCAUUUUAGCAGAAGUGCAGAAUAGCAGCAACAACAAGCUACCAUCAAACAAAAACGUCCUCGUUCUAGGUGAUAAUGAAAGUGGGAAGACUACACUUAUAGCUAAGCUACAAGGUGUGGAGGAUCCAAAGAAAGGCUCUGGAUUAGAAUUUGCAUAUAUUGAUGUUAGAGAUGAUUAUCGAGACGAUCACACAAGGCUAUCUGUGUGGGUUUUGGAUGGAGACCCAGGUCAUGCAAAUCUUUUGAGAUUUGCACUGAACAAAGAGAGGUUUCCGCAUACGCUUGUUAUGUUAGUUGCUGCUAUGACUACUCCAUGGGCCAUUCUUGAUCAGCUUCAAUCAUGGGCAGCAUUAUUAGGCGAUCAUAUUGACAAAUUACCAUUAGAUAAUGAUACUAGGCAACGGUGCAGGCAGCUUAAUAUUAAGAAAUGGCAAGACUACACAGAACCAGGAGAUGAACUAGAUCCUGGGAGUCCUUUGCGACGUACCAGUCGUAAUUUAGAUGAUGAUACCACUGAGAGUUUACCUUUACCAGAGGGAGUACUUACAACCAAUUUGGGCUUAGAUGUUGUCGUGGUCAUAACGAAAACCGAUUAUAUGUCCACUCUAGAAAAAGAACAGGAUUACAAAGAUGAACACUUCGACUUUAUGCAGCAAUGGAUCAGGCGAUUUUGCUUGCAAUAUGGUGCGGGUCUCUUCUACACAUCAGCGAAAGAGGACAAAAACUGUGAUUUGCUUUAUAAAUAUCUUACACAUAGAAUAUAUUCUUUACCGUUUAGAACACCGGCAUUGGUUGUUGAAAAGGACGCAGUACUUAUUCCUGCUGGUUGGGAUAACAUGAAGAAAAUUAGCAUUCUACAUGAAAAUUUGCAAUCUAUGAAGGCGAACGAUUACUAUCGCGAUGUUAUUGCACAGCCAGCGAUAAAUCGGAAAUGUGUUGCCAGAGAAAUGGAGAUUCAUGCAGAGGAAGAGCAAGCUUUUCUCGCGCGACAGCAAGCUGCUCUAUCCGGCUUGAAAGAUCCCACUCGUUCUCCAACAACUCGGAAUCAGGCAAGCCCUGGACCAAUUAUACAGGUGGCGUCUCCGAACAAGAAGCUGGAUCCCAAGGGUACCGGUGCGACGCCGUCCGGAGAAGGUGUCUUAGCUAAUUUCUUCAAUUCUCUUCUUUACAAGAAAACUGGAGUGCAGCCCGGUUCACCAGGAACGCCAGGCAACGUUGGAACGAGUCCCUUAAAACUUGAGGCUACACCAGUGGACAAAGCGACAAUGUGCAACGAUGCAGCGGCGGAAUUAGAUCGUCUCACUCGGACGAAGAAAAUUUCCCCACCCAAUUUAAAUUCGUCCUCUGAAUGUUAAAGGUAACGCGCUUUUUCUUCGCGACCUAUUAUUGAUGGAAUAAUCGAUGCUUCGUGCUAUCAUUAGAUAGAAUUAAAACAAGAAUUGAAAAUUGGAUUCUCUUUUAUUUGUUACAAUUGCGCACGUACUGUGUGAUAUGGAACACAAUAAACGAGUAUAAUAAUAAAAAAAAAAGAUAGGUCGUGAAGAAAUAAAAUUUAACUCUAAUCAUUCUAAUGGUAGUUUAACUCUGAUAAAACCUCAAAGGAAAUCUAAAAAAAAAGAGAGGAAAAAAUAAAAUACUAUAAUCUGUGUCACACAACUCUCUGUGACAAUCUCGAUUGUUGUGUUUGACUAAA